Molecule: messenger RNA, 2763 nt
Organism: Solenopsis invicta (red fire ant)
Lineage: Eukaryota; Metazoa; Arthropoda; Insecta; Hymenoptera; Formicidae
Product: odorant receptor 46a
Exons: 5
Coding region: 1486-2595 (369 amino acids)
Biological process (GO): sensory perception of smell; detection of chemical stimulus involved in sensory perception of smell
Cellular component (GO): plasma membrane
Molecular function (GO): olfactory receptor activity; odorant binding
Source: RefSeq, a predicted model, not a curated record
AUAAGCUUGACUAAGAUUGAUUUAUUUUUAUGAGCUGUGUUUGAAAUUGAAAAUAACGGCGUGCAGUUCGUAUGAAUUGAAGGCUAUAUCUAAAAAUCACGUAUGAAAUAUUCAACACCAAGUUUAUGCUAUGACCGUUUUGGCCAAUUUUCUAUUUAAAAUUUGAAUAAAUCUUUUAACACUAAUUUUAAUUAAUAAAUAAAUUUAAAUUAUGCAUGAAAAGAAUUAAAUUUUGAAACAAUAUUGGAAUUUUUGUAGUUUGAAAUAAUAAUUUCUGAACGUAUAUUUAAUGUGUAUUAUAUUUAAUAUUAUUAUUAAUAAAAUUAGCAGCAAAAUUAAUUACUGAAAACAUUUGAACCAAGAUUAAAAAUGUUAUACUAUUUUUAGAUAGUUAAAACCUAAAUUCUUAAAUAUCCUUUUUUUAUAUACAUCUAAUUUUUAAUAAAAUUUAAUUAACUUUAUAGUUGAGAAAUAAUUAUAAAGUAAAGUAGUUUUAAGAAUUUAUGUUAUAAUUAAAAAUCACUUAAAUAUAAGUAAAUUUUAACUUUAUUUUGGUUAAAAAAAAAACUUUUAUUGUAAAUUACCUAUAAAAAUAUGUAGAAUAAAUAAUAUGAUUUCGACAUAAAAAGUAUACGUGAAUAAGAAAACGUAAAUGAAGAGAGAGUAAAGCACUGAAGAAGUAACAGCAACGUCAAGAUAGAAAAUGAUCUGAGUUUCAUUUAAAAUUUAAAUAUCUAGAAUUUAUCACAGAAGUAUAACAUGGCCAGAUCAAUAUUACAUAAAGAUCGAUUAUAUAUAAUUAUCUGUUGGGUAUUUUAUUAUUCCGUUUCGUAUUUCUCUUACUUUUCUGCAAAACAUUACUGUAUUUAAAGACAAAAUUAUGCCGUAUGUGAACUAUAUUAUGGGAUUGCGACUUUUGUUACUGUCCAUUUGCAUGUCAAAUCAUAAAAAAAUUAUUUCACGAGGGAUAUAUUGCAAGGGAUAUGUUGUAUGAAUAAUGGAGUUAGCAACUACAAAGCAUUAAAAGGUAUUCUAUCUACAUCUAAGAGAUUAUAUCAUAGUAAGACUAUAGACUAUCGAUGUUUGUCAGUUAUUCUAAAGAUUUUGUUACGUGCAAAACUUAUCAGUUUUGACUGCUCUAGGUGCAUUUUCUCUUUAUACUAAUAAUGCAUUUAAUCAUCUUUUACGCAAAUAUGCUAUGUUUACUUUUAAUUUCAGAUUAAUCAGAAAGCUUAUUUGUAAAUAUAAAUAUAAUAUAUUUACAAACAUUAUUUAUAUUUAUAUAUAAAUAACAUUUGUAAAUAUUAAAAAAUAAAAUAUUUAUUAUUUUAUUAUAAUAAUAAGAGUAGAAUCAAUUUUUGAUCAAGUUGAAAUUAUUUUAAUUAAAACUUAUUAAUCCGGAAGUUUGCAAUAAUUAAUUACGUGUGUGCGUAUGUGACUGUGUGUGUGCUUCAUAGAUAACAUCAAAGGAUAUAAUCUUGUAAAAUGCACAUUCUUAAAUUAACUUUUAAUCUUUUAACGAUAUUUGGGUGCUGGCGACCGAAUUCUUGGUCAUCGUUACAUAAACGUUUAGUUUACUACGUAUAUACGAGCAUAAUAUUUUUAUUACUAAACACCUUUAUGAUAUCGCAAUUGAUAGAUGUAAUUCUGACCUUGAGUAAUGCUGAAGAUAUUUCCGAUAAUUUCUUUGCUUUAAUUGCUAUGUGCAUUACGUGCUGUAAAGUGUUAAUUUUGUUGAUAAAUCGCAAAAACAUUACUAUGCUAAUCGAUAUAUUGAUGGAAAAACCAUGUAGGCCAUCGAAAUCGACUGAAAUGAAGAUUCUGUAUAAAUUCGAUAAAAGCAUACAGAUUAAUACGUGGCGCUUUGUACAUCUGGGAAUCAUAACAGUGUCAAGUGUGAUAUUGUCUUCUUUACUUAUAAAUUUCAGAAAUAGAAAAUUAACGUAUAAAGCCUGGUUGCCAUUUGAUUAUUCGUCGGCAAUACUUUUUUAUAUAACAUUCACUCAUCAAAUGACAAGUUUAGUUGCCGCAAUGUUUAUAAAUAUUGGUUGCGAUACUCUUAUCUGUGGGUUAUUGGUACACAUUUGCUGCCAAAUUGAGAUUUUGACAUAUCGCCUAAGAAAAAUUAUGUCUUAUUCAAAUAUUAUUCGUGAUUGUGUUUAUCAACAUUAUUAUAUUUUCAGAUUUGCUGUAAUUGUAAAUGCAAAGUUUAGGUUGACUCUUACGGUACAAUUUGUAAUGAGUAUGAUGAUGAUAUGCUUUAGCCUUUAUCAUUUAAGUAAAACAACAUCCAAAGCUAAACAUCUUGAAAUAAUCUUAUACAUAUGUUGCAUGUUAACGGAACUUUUUUUCUAUUGUUGGUAUGGGAACGAAGUAAAGUUAAAGAGUUAUGAAAUGAUUGACAAAAUUUUCGAAAUAAAGUGGUUGACAUUAGACGAAAAUAAUAAGAAAUCUUUAAUGAUGAUAAUGAGACGAACACUUGUGCCUAUUCAGAUUAAGUACGCUUAUAUUACUCCAAUGAAUCUCAAUUCCUUCAUGAAUAUACUUAAGAUGUCGUACUCCACUUACAACUUACUUCAACAUAUGAAUAAAUAAUUGUGAUAGAGAUCAACAAAAUUGCUACCAAAAUUUGUUGCUCAUAUUACAAAAUCAAUUUAAGGAGAAGAAAGAAAGAAAUGAAGAAAGAUAUAUUGCUAAUCAAUCUACAGAAUUAAUAUUUAUUUUACGUGUUGUUAUCGAAAAUAAACACACAUUUUAAAAAUA